CGAGACCAGAGGCCGAACUCGGGUUCUGACAAGAUGGCCGGGCUGCCCCUCAGGAUCAUCAAGGAAACCCAGCGUUUGCUGGCAGAACCAGUUCCUGGCAUCAAAGCAGAACCAGAUGAGAGCAACGCCCGUUAUUUUCAUGUGGUCAUUGCUGGCCCUCAAGAUUCCCCCUUUGAGGGACGGACUUUUAAACUUGAACUAUUCCUUCCUGAAGAAUACCCAAUGGCAGCCCCUAAAGUACGUUUCAUGACCAAAAUUUAUCAUCCUAAUGUAGACAAGUUGGGAAGAAUAUGUUUAGAUAUUUUGAAAGAUAAGUGGUCCCCAGCACUGCAGAUCCGCACAGUUCUGCUAUCGAUCCAGGCCUUGUUAAGUGCUCCCAAUCCAGAUGAUCCAUUAGCAAAUGAUGUAGCGGAGCAGUGGAAGACCAGCGAAGCCCAAGCCAUAGAAACAGCUAGAGCAUGGACUAGGCUAUAUGCCAUGAAUAAUAUUUAAAUUGAUCCGAUCAUCAAGUGCGCAUCACUUCUCCUGUUCUGCCAAGACUUCCUCCUUUUUGUUUGCAUUUAAUGGACACAGUCUUAGAAACAUUACAGAAUAAAAAAGCCCAGACAUCUUCAGUCCUUUGGUGAUUAAAUGCACAUUAGCAAAUCUA
Molecule: messenger RNA, 649 nt
Organism: Rhinopithecus roxellana (golden snub-nosed monkey)
Lineage: Eukaryota; Metazoa; Chordata; Mammalia; Primates; Cercopithecidae
Product: ubiquitin-conjugating enzyme E2 N-like
Exons: 1
Coding region: 34-492 (152 amino acids)
Biological process (GO): DNA damage tolerance; protein K63-linked ubiquitination
Cellular component (GO): nucleus
Molecular function (GO): ubiquitin conjugating enzyme activity
Source: RefSeq, a predicted model, not a curated record